Molecule: messenger RNA, 1995 nt
Organism: Quercus lobata
Lineage: Eukaryota; Viridiplantae; Streptophyta; Magnoliopsida; Fagales; Fagaceae
Exons: 1
Coding region: 1153-1872 (239 amino acids)
Source: RefSeq, a predicted model, not a curated record
CUGAGCCUAAGCAAAAGAACUGAUAUUCUUUCAGCUACAAUGAUAGUUUGAAUUCAAUAGUACAUAAGUGUUUGAAAGCAAUUUGGUUUCUGCACAAAGUUGGUUUUGUUUUUUUUCCUCUAUUUUUGGGUGUGUUAAAAGUCAGAUGAGGCAUUUGAAUAGAAGACAAACAAGCUGUAUUUGGUUAGAAGGAAAAAAUGAGCAAACAAUGAGCCUUUGAUGAAGCUUCAGGUAUGAUUGUGAUAAUAGUAUUCUUGGAGUACACAGAAGCAGAAAAAUAAUAUUGUUUUUUGUGGUCUUUUUAAAAAAUUUCUUUCAUCCCUAGUUUUGUUGCAUUGAAUUUGGAGGGAAAGUGCCAUGUGGUGAGCUGAGAUAUGUGCACAUGGCUUCUCUCAUUUCCAAGCUCUGAGACCAUAAACCAGUAGUGGGAAACCAGGAGGUUUUGUGAUUUUCAAGAGAAUCAGUUGCAGAGGAAAACGACCUGAUUGGUUUUAGGAAGUAAAAACCCAGUUUUUUAGGAGCAAUGGGGACUGGGGAACUGUGAGUCUGUGAUAAGAGUAACAGCCCAUUAUUUUCAGUACAAAUCCAAUUUUAUAAGAAAGAAAAAGAGGCAGUUUUCUCGUAGCUUUCUUCUCCUGUGCUAGCUAGUGCAGGUACAUCUGUCACUCAAAUCUCAAAGCACAGCUUGGCAUCACACUGUUUCUUGCUUCCUUAUGCAUGCCAUUUUCAUAUCCCUAUUAAUGUCAUCUGCAGAUUCUGUUUGAAUCCCAUGUAAAAACCUUUCCUUUUUAGCUAAGUGUUUUUUCUAAUAUUUGAACAAGAAAAGCAGUGGAGCUUUAAACUGUCACAUGCCCUUCUUGUGUCUACAAAACAUCUUAUCCUCACUUGUAGUAUUUGCUUUUUCAAUCUAUAGUAGAUCCAUCAAUCAACUUUUAUGGUAUCUUCAUAGCUAAUUUUCUUAUUCAUAUGCCCUUGAUCUAUUUUAUAGCUUAUACUUAAUCCUUAUGUCUUACUAGAAGUUUUAUCUUUUCCACCCAUUUUAUCUUCCAUUUACUGUUCUUGCAGUUGAAUAAAAGGAAAAGUUCUCCUUUUUUCUUGCAUAAUUACUUUUCUCGGGAUUACUGAUUAGUAGGCUAGGCUUUUGUCUAAUUCAUGAACUUGGAAAACACAGUUAAAGAUCAAAUGGCAUCUCCUUUAUGUUGCUUUAGAAACCCACUACCAUGGUUUGCUGUCCUUGCUCCACUGCUAAUUUCUGCUGCUAUUUUGGUCUUUGGGUUCUCAUCCAUCCUCCUAACAUCUACAGUAUUGAUCUUUUCUACCAUUUACUUCACGUUCUCAAAGCACAAACCAGCUGCAGCUGAGAAAUUAGUCCAAGAAAAGGUUCAGAUGGAAGAUGUAAAACCAGAACCUCAGCCUCACAGUGAAACUAUAACACUAAAGAAGGAAGCUCAAGAAGAAGGUAACAGUCAGAUUGAUGACCACUUGGCCACAUCAUUUGAUUCACUUUCAGAGAGUGAAUGUCUCUAUCACUUAUCGACUAGUGAGGAAUCAGAAGUGGAGUGGCCGUUUCAUGAUAAUGUGGAUGAUCAGAGUCCAGAUUACUCCGAUGGUUCAAUUUCCGACGAGGAAAGCCUCAUUGAAAUUGCCCUUCCAAGUGGGCAGUAUGUUGGUCAUAAGGAAGAGUUGCCAAAGGUUAAUAAUCAUAAGCAGCAGAUCAAACUGCCAGAUUUCUCGCCUGAGUCCAUUUUCCAGCAACAUUGUCUAAUGGAGCUCAUAUCAGAGAUAAAUGAGAUGAAUGAGGAAGAGAAUUUGAUUGAGAUUGACAUAUCCAUGGGCUCCAUCAAGUGUUCAAGGUUUGAGAUUGAAGCAUGAAUUUAGUGUUUUGAAAGUUUUUGAUCCAUCCUGGAUUUUGUUGAAUUUAGGAUGUCAUACUUUAUCUUCCUUUACUUUGUUAUAUUGUUGUGAACUGUGUAGCUUUUUUUUUUUCCCCAAACA